GAAGAACAUGACGAUGACUACGCCACCCUACGCCCAACCCUUAGGGUAUCAACAGGCCUCCCAGUACAACGCCCCUGGCUAUGGCUUCCCGCCCAUGUACCCCCAUGGCUCCUACGGCUACCAAAUGGGCCCUUACACCCCCGUGCAAUGCCCGUCGCCUCCCAGAGACGAUGCAUGGUACAAGCAUUACAAACACGAGCUGGACGGAGUGCGAGUCAACGGGAAGGGCAAAAAGAUGAGAAAACCGAGGACCAUCUACUCCUCCCUUCAGCUUCAGCACCUUAAUAAGAUAUUCCAGAGGACUCAAUACCUGUCGUUACCGGAAAGAGCGGAGUUGGCGGCUUCGUUGGGACUCACGCAAACCCAGAUCAAAAUAUGGUUCCAAAACAGGCGGAGCAAAUACAAGAAGCUGAUGAAGGCAGCCCAGAGCGGCAGCGGACCAAGUACGCCAAUGGGCGCCCCAAUCACUCCGGGCUCACCUUUGGGAGGCUCGCCGCUCGAGGGCGCCUCUCCUCUGGGUCAGCCCUUGCCUUCUUCAACUCCUCAGAGCAUUUCGCCAGCGCCGCCCACAGCCCAAAGUCCGCCCAGUUCCAACCCGUACACGAGCAUGGCGUCCGUCUCCGCUAGUACCUCACACGGACCGUCGUCUCAGGGUCCCUCUUCUUCAGGACCCCAGCAGCAGUCCUCACAGCAGCAGUCGCAGCAGACAUCCCAGCAGCAGCAGCAGCAGCAGGGAGGCCACACCCCUUCCUCACAAUCCACCAGCGGCGUCUCUGAUCACCUGCCUCCAUCCCUCGCUGGAGCGCUGCCCCCGGCAGCCGCCUCUUCUCCAAGCUUAGCUGCUGCAGCCCACCACUGGGGGGACAUGAAGCCUCCGGUGUCUGCCCCUUACAUGUAUUCUUGGUACGCUGCUGACACUCAGCACAACCUCCUCACCUAAGGCAGUCGAGGGGUUGCAAACACCUGGAUAAUCUUCCACGAUCUACGAAGCUGAUUUUUUGCUUUUUUUCUCUCUCAAUGGUUAACUUUCUGUUAUCUUCCUUCCUAUCAUUCCUUGCUUUCAACUUUUUUUUUCUUUUUUACUAAUUGAGAAACUUCUGGGUAACUCUUGUCUUCAAGUUCUUACGCCUACCUAACCAACAAUUUCUCAAAACAUUCCAUUUUUUUUUACUGAAAUAAAAGCAUACACAUGACUGCUGCAGCUUGGACUGCUGUUAAACAGGUAGAGGAUACAUAGAUUUCCGAUGUAGCAGCAAUGCUGUAAUGCUGCGUGAACAAUAUUCACAGCAGCAUCCAGUGUAGCCACGCCAUGGCUAAAGGAGAUACCAACUUCAGUUCAUUUAUAGUAAUGCAUUACAAAACCUUACCUUACACGAUUCAUAGAUGCUACUGCAGUACCAUUUCCCAAGGUGAUUUGCCCAUAAACUUGCAACAACGACAUCAUCAGAAACACCUCGAGUUCAUCGUCAUGCCCAAGCCAGCAGUGUUCGUUUAGCGCUCUCACCCCUAACAAUUGGAUACAUCAUCAUCUGACCCCAGCAAAGGAUACCAGAAGUAGCAGACAGACGUGUGUUUGGCCGAGUUGACAGUUGCCACACAGUUAUGUUAUCCACUCAGCAAUAGGCUGUACGUCACCAGUAACUUGUAGUUCUCAUAUCCCCAGCUCUGCAAGUUGGUUAGGCAACAUUAUCUCAGUAAUGUCUGGCCUUGUCGAGGUGUACCUGGAUACUAGCUUCGGCUGGGAAGUCUCAAUAUUACCAAAGAUUUUUGUUGUAUUGUACUUAAGUCACUUCCCACCAGAAGCGGAACCGUAUCGGCACUUUUUAAUGUGUAGAAGCCUACAAUCUUGUGGAAAUCGGAUGUCUCACUCACAGAAUGUUCGAGAACAAAUUGUGCACUGAUAGAUUUGUAAUUCACCCCCCAAAAUAUUGUGAUGAAUGUUCUGUACUCCCCAUGAAAAAAAGACGGUAAUAGAAAAAAAAAAUCAUGGAUUGUAAGACAAAUUUGAUUUUUUCAUGAAAACUAAAAAAAAAAUAAAGAAAAAAAGUGAAGUGCGGUGAUUUGAGUAUUUCAAAGACAUGGUCAGGAAGACAUGCAAUAAACUUGUGCUUCUUAUCAAACUUGUGCUGAUAGAGUUGGAAUGUUAUGACUGUACUGUGGUCAAGAGCUUCUAGAUAAAAAAAAAUUACACUAAUGUUAUACGAAAGGAAGUGCAGCAGAAAGUGCAUAUCAUUAUUCUACUGUGGUGCGUACAAAAGGUGUUCUUUUAUAAGUAGCUUAGACUGCAGGAUCUGUACUGAGCGUCAAGCAUUUGCAAAACAUUUUGACUAAAAUAGUGUAUUUUUUAUUCUCUUGUGUAAACCAAUAGCCUUCAUGAGUUUAGUUAUGAAGAUGAUGAGUGAAAUCUAAAAACAAAAACACACAAAAAAAGGAGAAAAAAAAGCAUUUUAGCAUUUUUCGUAAUAAGGAGUACUAUUUCUAAUGUUUCAAUGUCAGCCAAAUUCUAGCAUUAAUUAAAAGAAUGAUCGGAGAUGCCAGUUAGACAGUUAUGCUGAGACUAAUUCGCUCAGAGCGCAGCAGGUCAGAAGUAACAGAGGCGGCUUCGGGCUUCAACUUUAGCCAGGACCUCUUUAGUACACAGCCUUAAACGUUGGUAGUUGACUCCACCAAAUCGUCGUAACUUGAACAGAAAGAUUCUCCGGAAACCGAUUUCCAGACUCACGUUGAACAAUAAUAUAUAUAAUCAGAGCCAUUGAGCCAUCGACUUACUUCUGGCCUUCUGUAACUAUUGGUGAUUAGGGAACUUCCCUAUCCGUACUUGAUAAGGAUGCCCUAAUAAACGAUGAUCCCCAUAAUUAUGUAUUACAGUUAAAUAAGGAUACUCUAAGAAAUGGUGUUGUCCAUUACAUGAAGAUUCCCAUUAAUGACUUCUAACCUACAUUGAAACCAUUAAAUAAUGUACGACGUCCUCAUUAUUUAGUGAGCCCCUUUUAUCGACAUUCAUCCCGAAGACACUUCUUAAUACGAUAAGGAUCUUGAUAAAUGCGAACGAGGAUUCAACGUGUCCGUUUUCUUUUUCGUCCAAUUACGCUUGAACGCGCUUCGGUAGCGACCUCCCCCCCCUUUCCCCACAAAACUGACCUCUUGAUAUUUCACCGUGACAGCUGAAAUAGGGAACUUUUUGUGUGUGUGUGACGAUGCUAAUUGGUUUUUGAGUGUCCACAUGAUGUAGAUGAUAGAUUAUUUUUCUAGUUUUCGAUUUUAGAAAAUAUAUAGUCAGACAUGAUUUGAAUACAAUUAUAUCCCCUUCCCAGCAGCUAUACCCCGGGAUGUAUGAUAGCGACCCGAAAGACUUUUAGUCAUUCAUUAAUUUAUCCAAUUUUCUAAUUUUUUUUUUUUUAAGAUUCAAAUUCCGUCAUAGAUUACAUACAAGUAUCUCCCCUCCCUUCAAAACCCUCACUUUCCUCCCAGCAACCGCCCCCCACACAAAGGUCUUGCCUAAACAGAUGUAAGUUCACGUCUGAUUUUCGACUAUUUUAGGAGACCUCGAUCAAUCAAUGAAGUCUCAGUUUGGUUAAAGAUAAGCGGACCUAGGACCUACCAGUAUCUGGCGGGUGAGAGCUAUCAAAGUAUCUACCUAUAGCCAGGGUGUUCAGGACUAGACGGAGAGAUGCAACAGCUCUACAUAGAUAACGAAAACCAAAAUGAAAAAAUGUGAUUUCCAUUAAAUAUAAACCAACAAACACACCAACGUAGUCUCCUCAAGUCAUGUCAGUGUCAGAUCACGAAAGUUCGUGAAAAUUUUAAAUCAGAUAACAUUUAUUUUAUUUUUCUUCAAAAAAAAAAAAAAAAAAAAAAAAAACUUGUUCUGGUGGCUGUAUUUUCAUUCUGUUCAGGUUCGGGUGUUGGAACGCCAUGAAAUAUAUAGGAGGGAUAUUUGCAUUAUUUUGUAAAAGUGAAUAUAAACGCCAGUCCUUACAAGGAACUAAGGAGAGCAUGAAGAAGACUCAACCAUAUGAUUUGUAUUUUUCGAAAUACGCGUCUAAAAGAAAAGAGAAAAAAAAUCAAGUCAUGCUCUCGUGUCUUUUGUUCAUAAAAGAUUUUCAUGAACAUUAAAUAUUUUUUUCUCGAAUUUCUGGAAGUAUAUAAUUCCAUUUAUAUUCCGCCAGGAUUCGUUUCAAGCUUUGCAGAAGUUCGUCUCUAUGAUUGUUGGAUUAUGAGAGUGCGUAAGAAAAAGAAAAGAAUUACAGAAGCUACAUUUCUACAUGAUAUUGUGAAAAGAGGAGUAACAGAAGCCACAUUUCUACACAAUAUUGUAAAAAGACGAAUAACAGAAGCCACAUUUCUACACAAUAUUGGCGAAAAAUUUAAUUUUUAAUGCAAUAAAUGCUUAUAAGAUUCUACUCUCGUAGGUCGAAAGCUUACAAUUAACCAAAUUUUUUCCUAAAAGGAGGCUCACCUCAUUCAUUUGUAAUUCAAGUUUGUCAUACAAUUCACUUAACUUGUCGUUGACGCAUUUCAAGUUAUCAUGGAGCAGGAAUCAUGUUAUGCAGUUGAUAAAUACAUACUUACAUACAUACACACGCACCCAUAUACAGUAGUAUAUAAAUGUGUGUGGAUAACUGAAUCACGAAAGUUUGGAACGUGAUAAAUGCAUAAAUAAAGGUAUAAGCCACGAAGGGAAGUGAAACACUGGAAUAGCUGCAAGAUCUUUCGACUCAACUAAGUAAAGGAGAUUGAGUCGAAAGAUCUUGCAGCUGCCCCGUGUUUCUCUUUCCUUCGUGGCUUAUACCUUUAUCCAUAUAUGUGUGUGUAUGCAUGAGCAAGCAUUAUGUAUCCGGCUAUUUGUUGCAUCCUCCGUCGAAGUCCUCCGACCAGUAGAAUAAAUAAAGUAGAUAGUUUUGUUGAAGGAUGAUUCAUUCACUAUUUUUAAAAAAAUUCAAAGCAUGAUGAUUUUGUCGCUGUCUUCUUCUUCUUCUUCUUCUUCUUCUUCUCCUCAUGACACGUUGGAAACCCUCAUGGCAAUCUCUCCGAGUCGUCAUCAGCUCUUAUUAUUUUCUAUUUUCCUCUUCUUUUUUUAUAUAUAUUUGUUGAAAUAAGAAGGAAACCCGUCCCUGGCAAAGAGACGCUUCGCGCCGGCCAUCUUCGUCGAGUUAGAUAUCGAGAUUAAACUUUCGCUAAUCGUCCCCCGAAUGUAGCCAUAAAACGACUGCUGACCUUUCCCUCCUCCAAUAUUUGUGAGCCAGGUUAAUGACGGUUUAACGUAGCCACCCCCUUACCCCUUACCCCCUCACCCUCAUCCCUCUGUUCCCCCAAAUCUCCUCAUCACAACGAAAUAAAAUAAAGAGUGAGCAAAUAGACUAAAGCUGGCGAGAAGCGAGUUCUUCGUUUCCAGGACGAGCUUUCCGUGUCGCGAAUUGCGUGACGAGAGAGAGAGAGAGAGAGAGAGAGAGAGAGAGAGAGAGAGAGAGAGAGA
Macrobrachium nipponense is the source of this 5476-nucleotide messenger RNA. Its product is annotated as homeotic protein distal-less-like. Lineage: Eukaryota; Metazoa; Arthropoda; Malacostraca; Decapoda; Palaemonidae. The record is from RefSeq and is a predicted model, not a curated record. Bases 8 to 940 code for a protein of 310 amino acids. Gene Ontology annotation, biological process: regulation of transcription by RNA polymerase II. The transcript has 4 exons. Gene Ontology annotation, molecular function: DNA-binding transcription factor activity, RNA polymerase II-specific; RNA polymerase II cis-regulatory region sequence-specific DNA binding.